AAAAAAAUCUUUCCCUUGUGAUUGUGUGCAGGAAUAUCUAACUACCAAAAGUAGCGAGAAAUUUCAAAGAUGAGUUAUAUGAAGUAAGUAAGGAAGUAGAAGCAUUAAAUAACUGUGUGUAGAGUAAGAUGGAGGUUAAGGCAUUACUGUUAAAUUCUCGAAGUCCAAAUGCUUCGUUGAAGCAACCCAAAGAAUUAUUUAGUUUUGUACGUGAUAUCGAUGGAGAAUAUGAAUAUGAUGAAGAAAAAGUUAAUAAAGAAAGAUUAUCUUAUUAUUAUUUACCAGAUCUGAAUUUAAAUCAUAGUACGAUAGAUUUAUCAUCUGGUUUUAAUAAAUUUAAACAAAUACCGGGAGAAGAAAAUUUACCUAAUUAUAAAACAUUCCUUACAGCUUUACAAAAAUAUGAAGAAAAACAUGGAAGUAAAUCAAAAGUUAAUAUAAUAACUUUUAGAGGUAUAAUGACAAAAUUAUUAACAUUACCUUAUAAUUCUCAAGAUUCAUUAGAUUUAAAUAUUAUUAAAUAUGAUGGACAAAUAUUUAUAAAUCUUGAUACAGAUAUUGAACUUUCUCGUCAAGAUAAAGAAUCUCAAGAAAGAUUAAAUUUACCUACUGAUAAACAAGAUUAUUUAAAUAAAUGUGAAUUCAGUGGUUAUAAAUUCGAAACUUUGGCUACUUUACCAAAACCAUGGAGCGAUUGUUCUCGACAGUUAAUUGAGCGUCGAAAUAAGAAAAUUGUUAAUAAUUACGAACAAUAUUUAUCAGUAGUUAGAUCAGGUAUAGGAAACCUUAAGAUGAUACUUGUUGGAGAAGUAGAUGGAGUAUGGGAUUAUAAACCAGGUGUAAAUGAUGGAGGACUGGUAUUAGAUCAUUAUAUUGAAUUAAAAACUUCUAAAGUAAUUGAAAAUAAUGGUCAAGUUAUAAAUUUUGAAAAGAAACUAUUUAGAACUUGGGGUCAAUGUUUCUUAAUGGGUAUUAAACGAGUUAUAUAUGGGUUUAGAGAUGAUAAAUUCAUACUUCGAACCGUUGAAAUUUAUGAAACAAACGAGAUUCCAUUGUUGAUAAAGGGUAAUCCUUUACAUGAGAAUGAAAACUCUGGUACUCCUCCAAUAAAUUGUAUGAGUGCAAUUAGAUGGUAUGGUGCUGUAUUAGAAUGGAUUAAUGAAUUGGUAGUUGAUGAAAAUAAAGCUUAUAGACUUAAUUAUAAUCCUCUGAUGAAAGCAGUGACCAUAAGAGAGUUACCAAACGACAUUAAUGAACGUUUAAGAAAUGGGGAAAUAUUGACACUGGAAUUUAAAGCAUGGAGAGAAAGUUUGAAGAGUUCAUGAAAAAAAAACAGGGUUAAUUUACUAUAUUUUUGAAACUAUACUUUAAUUAAUUUGAUUCAAUUAUAAACUCGUGUUAAGUAUUCUGUCUGAUUCAGGAAUUAAUUAACUUAGCAAUGUUCCCCUCUUACUGCUAAUGUUCUGUCUAGGAAAAUAUACCAUAUAUGGAUGAGCAUGUCAAUCUAUCGGACCGUGCCAGUAGAAAACACGGCGAAAAG
Molecule: messenger RNA, 1540 nt
Organism: Scheffersomyces amazonensis
Lineage: Eukaryota; Fungi; Ascomycota; Pichiomycetes; Serinales; Debaryomycetaceae
Product: decapping nuclease
Exons: 1
Coding region: 129-1325 (398 amino acids)
Biological process (GO): nuclear-transcribed mRNA catabolic process; NAD-cap decapping
Cellular component (GO): cytosol; nucleus
Molecular function (GO): mRNA 5'-diphosphatase activity
Source: RefSeq, a predicted model, not a curated record